This is a messenger RNA of Salvia splendens (bonfire salvia), 884 nucleotides long. RefSeq names its product GEM-like protein 4. The record is from RefSeq and is a predicted model, not a curated record. The transcript is spliced from 4 exons. Bases 50 to 763 code for a protein of 237 amino acids. Lineage: Eukaryota; Viridiplantae; Streptophyta; Magnoliopsida; Lamiales; Lamiaceae.
CAUAUCAACUCAUCACAUUUCACUAACUAAGCAAAAACAAGAAAGGAGAAUGGAGCUACAACUACAACACUACCAAUCAAGAAGUGUGAAGCAAAAUGUUUAUGGAGUUAAAUUCAACUCAAAGGAUUAUAGAUGUUCUCCCAAAACAUAUUUGCCUGAUCCCACUGCUCACCAAUAUCAAAUGCUUCCUUCUCCUACCAAAAUCAGACACAGUAGAGUCAAUUCAGCCAUCACCAAAGUUGUCAAACUCAGAGAAAGCCUACACAUUUUUGCACAAGGCAUCCGAGAGCAUGUGAAAAUAGGACCAAAGUUUAGCGAGACGGUGAAAGGAAAGCUGAGACUAGGGGCAAGAAUCCUUGAGGUUGGAGGGGUUGAAAAAGUGUUCAUGAAGAAUUUUGAGGUUGUGGAUGGUGAGAAACUGUUUACUGCAUCUCAAUGCUACUUAUCAACCACAUCUGGCCCCAUAGCCGGACUACUCUUUGUUUCGAGCGAAAGAGUUGCUUUCUGCAGCGAUCGAUCCAUCAAACUAUCUUCUCCCAACAUAAAACUACACUACAAGGUGAUGAUCCCUUUGAGGAAAAUAAGGAGAGCAGUUGAAAUUGAGAAUGUGAAGAAACCGCGACAAAAAUAUGUGGAAAUAGUUACGGAGGACAACUUCGACUUCUGGUUCAUGGGAUUUCUCAACCAUCAAACAACGUUGAGACAUUUGCAGCAGGCAAUCCAUCAAGCCAGGAGACACUUUUGGGCAACAGAGAUCGUAUAAGAGUGUCGUUAUUGUCUCGUUUUCGUCAUGUUCUUUUGAUUUUCUCCUUAGUAUUCGGAGAUCUACCUAAUGAAUUUGUUUGUACUACUUAAGUAUCAUGAAAAAUGAGAUGAUAUUGUCA